Molecule: messenger RNA, 3466 nt
Organism: Pelobates fuscus (common spadefoot toad)
Lineage: Eukaryota; Metazoa; Chordata; Amphibia; Anura; Pelobatidae
Gene: STAU1
Product: staufen double-stranded RNA binding protein 1
Exons: 16
Coding region: 181-2322 (713 amino acids)
Biological process (GO): intracellular mRNA localization; germ cell development; anterograde dendritic transport of messenger ribonucleoprotein complex
Cellular component (GO): plasma membrane; neuronal cell body; neuron projection
Molecular function (GO): double-stranded RNA binding; mRNA binding
Source: RefSeq, a predicted model, not a curated record
GUGUUUGCCGUGUCCGUGUGUCCCUCCCUCCCCCCGGUCUCCCGGUACCGGCCCCCGCCCUACAUGGACCAGUGAGCCCCCCCUACCGGCCGGACACAGACAUAAGGUUGUCCUUUCAAGCUUUGCCGCACUGACUCUUACCUGCACUGAACGCUGUCUUAUCUGCAGUCGCUGCCACUGAUGGACGGGAACAUGACUCAAGUUCAGAAUACGCCUGCCACCCUCUCAGGAAACCAGAUCCCGAACAAGAAUCAGCCUUCUCUCUCACAACCUCUGAGUGUCCCUUCAACUGCCACUCCGCUGCCGUCUGAAAACGCAGGUCGGCCUCUUCAAAACUCUGCUUUACCCCCAUCAUCGGUCACAUCAAUUAGCGCAGCUACAGUUUCUUCUAACAUGGCAAACCCCAAAGAGAAAACUCCAAUGUGUCUUGUGAAUGAGUUAGCCCGUUUCAAUAAAGUCCAACCCGAAUAUAAACUACUGAGUGAGCAGGGGCCCGCUCAUUCAAAGGUCAUUCCGCUGGGACGCUGGCAGGAUUACAGCCUUCUUGAGAGAGUGGGAGAAGAUCGCCCAAGACAAAUGUUCACCGUUCAGCUCACUUUAGGGGACCAGAACUGGGAGGCCGAAGGGACAAGUAUAAAAAAAGCUCAACAUGCUGCUGCUGCCAAGGCCCUGGAGGGGACAAAAUACCCCAAACCUACAGCCCGCCCAUCUCGCGGUGAGAUAAAAAACCCAGAUAGCAUAACACCUACCGUGGAGCUGAAUGCAUUGUGUAUGAAACUUGGCCGGAAGCCUAUAUACAAGCCCCUGGACUCAUACACAGGCAUCCGCUCGGCUUACAGCUACAACAUGAGAGGAGGCGGCUACCCCCCACGGUACUUUUACCCGUUUCCGGUCCCACCCAUGCUUUAUCAAGUUGAGCUCUCUAUUGGUGGUCAAUUGUUUCACGGCAAAGGAAGGACACGGCAGGCAGCUAAACACGACGCAGCUGCCAGGGCGCUAAAGAGCUUAAAGCACGAGCCGCUUCUUGGCAAACCAGAGCUUAAUGGCAGAGUGCCUGAUGAGGAGAAUCUUAAUAAAUCUGAAAUAAGCCAAGUGUUUGAAAUUGCCCUUAAAAGGAAUUUACCUGUGAACUUUGAGGUCACCAAGGAGUGUGGCCCUCCGCACAUGAAGAGCUUUGUAACGAAAGUCUCAGUUGGUGAAUUUUAUGGGGAAGGGGAAGGGAAAAGCAAGAAAAUAUCCAAGAAAAAUGCUGCUAUGGCGGUGCUGGAAGAACUGAAGAAACUUCCGCCGCUACCAACGGUUGAGAAAAUGAAGCCAAGAAUUAAAAAGAAAACAAAAUCAAUUGUAAAGCCCCCAACAAGCCCGGAGUAUGGUCAAGGAAUGAAUCCCAUCAGUAGACUAGCUCAAAUACAACAAGCAAAAAAAGAUAAAGAACCAGAAUAUGUGCUUAUCACAGAGAAGGGACUCCCGAGGCGCCGGGAGUUUGUCAUGCAGGUUAAAGUUGGAUCUCAAACUGCAGAAGGAUCAGGCACCAAUAAGAAAGUAGCUAAACGUAAUGCUGCGGAAAAUAUGUUGGAGAAGUUAGGCUUUAAAGUCCCACCUCCUCCCCCAAAAUCUGCCAUUAAAACAGAUGAAAAGGCACCCAUGAAGAAACCUGGAGAUGUAAGGAAAGUAACCUUUUAUGAGCCGGGAUCUGGAGAAGAAGUCAAUCAUAACAAGGAUGAAGAGUUCCGGAUGUCCUAUCACAGCCAUCAGCAGCUCCCCGCUGGGAUACUACCCAUGGUUCCAGAAGUUGCCCAAGCUGUUGGGGUUAAUAAAGUACUUCACACCAAAGAUUUCAAUAGGGUGGCCCCCAACCCAGUGAAUGCAACAGUGACUGCCAUGAUUGCAAGAGAGCUCCUGUACGCCCGCACCUCCCCCACCGCAGAAACCAUCUUAAAGAAUAAAAACUCACCCUUACCCCAUAGUCCACUGACCAGGCCCUCUGAGCAGCUAGCAUUUCUAUCCAAUGUCCAAGAAAUACAGGUCGAGUAUAAAGAUUUCCCCAAGAACAAUAAAAACGAGUUUGUGUCACUAAUAAACUGUUCCUCUCAACCUCCACUAAUCAGUCACGGGAUUGGGAAAGACGUGGAAUGCUGUCAUGAUAUGGCUGCGUUGAACAUCUUGAAGUUGCUGUCUGAGUUGGACCAACAAUCUACAGAUAUGCCAAGGACAGGAAAUGGACCAAUGUCUGUAUGUGUGAAGGCAGAAAUUGAAAGUGACACUCUCCUCAAAACGGCUAACUCAAACAUGUUGGGACAAACACUGGACAGUACUGCCUGAAACCCAAACGAAGAUCUCCAACAGCCUGAAAGCACCAUAGAAAAUCAAACUCUCCUUCGUAGUCUGACCGUUUUAUUGCCGAAUGCUACCACUGAGCACAAGUCAUGGGUGACCCCUGGCUCCCUAACUCUUGUUUGACAACACCCCCCACCACUCAUUUCACUCACUGAAGGAUGUUCUUGUCCUACAGGUAGGGCACGGGUGUCCAAUUGUGGCCCUAUAGCUCCCAUAAUUUUUAGCCAAUCUAAGAUUGUAAUAUAGUUGGAGCGUCGCAGUUAGUCUUGCAAGAGUUAGAAGAGCUGCAGACUUGUCAUCCAUAAUCAAUUAUAGCAGUGGUUAAAUUAUGAAAUUAUUUUUUACUUGUGUAUACUUGAUAAUUUUAGUUUUUGAGUUUCUUAAUUGUACCCACAUUGUUCAAUUUAGAAACUUUUGAUACAUUUCAUUCUUUGAAAGAUCAUAUCCUGAUGUAGUCAUAUAUACAAUACGUAUGUAAUUUUUAUUUAUUUUUACUUUACUUUUUUUUUUUUGACAAUUCGUGAAUAAUGUUAGUUCACUUAUGUAAUGUGUGCCCUCCAUUAAAAAAAUAUAUAUAAUAAAAUUCUGUCUGACAAAUAGAGGAUUAAAUAUCCAAUAAAAUAUUAAAAUUACUUUUUUUUUUUUCCCCUUUAGUAAUUGUAGACAGUAUUAAAUAAUUUGUUUUUUAUUUUAUUUUAUUUUUUGAUUUUUUUUAUAUAUAUAUAUAUUUUGUGUGUGCAUUGAAAUGUAACAUUUGUGAGGCACACAAGCUAUAUCACUGCAAUUUGGGGUAUGAUCUCAAAAGUAUUUAUCAACUGCAGAUUUGAUUUUCCUUGAGUGCUUUUAAGAUGUUUAAUUACAUAUCCAUGUAGGGCUGAAAAAAAUGCCUCUGUUUAUAUAUAAACUGUAUUGCUAUAGAUGUUGUGUUAUUGUGCGUAGAAAUGCGCGCAGUAAAUAUUCGCAUAUGGUCCGUUCAAGCACGAUCGCUUUGCAAGUUAAGUACUGCUUCAGUUCAUUGUUUACGCUGGAAUUUUUUCUCCCCAUGGAAUGUAAGUCAAACGUAGUGUUUGUCACAAUAACGUAAAAGGAAAAAAAAUACAUUAAAAAAAAAAAUAUAUAAAUCAAACUA